Molecule: messenger RNA, 4491 nt
Organism: Protopterus annectens (West African lungfish)
Lineage: Eukaryota; Metazoa; Chordata; Ceratodontiformes; Protopteridae
Exons: 2
Coding region: 3482-4432 (316 amino acids)
Source: RefSeq, a predicted model, not a curated record
CGCAGCUUUUCUAAACUGAAACUCCAAAAGACAAACUUAUGUUCGUCAAUGAGUCAGGCUUAGCUGUGACAGCAGUCUCAUGGAAGAAAAUUCAUAAGAUCCCAGUAAAGCUCUAGUGGAAAACUUCAAUAGCAUCAAUAAAAACAAAGUCUAAGGCCAAUGUUGUAUAGCUGACCAGCUGCCAAUAUUCAAAUUCAAGUUAAAGUUGAAGAUGAAUUUACCCCUAAAAUGAAACACUCUCAGCAAACUUGAAUUGCUGCAUUAGUUGGAAAUGACUGAUUACCAGAGGAUUUUGUGGAAGAUAUAAAAAAGCUGAAUUUCAAUAAAGAAAGAAAGAAAAAGGCACCUGCAAGAAGUAAAAAAAAAAAAAAAAUAAUUGUCAAAACACCUUACUACAGACACACAAUUUCUCUGAUUCCACAUACUAUCAAGAUUCUUUCCAAAAUUAUUAAGUAAAGAUUAUAACCACACCUGGAACAAUUUAAUUUAUCCUUUGUUGAAUGGGUUAGUCCCAUUAGGCUAGUGACUUCUUUUCAGGGGAGAUCUGAGGUGGUAUUUAUUCUACUACUAUUGACAGUGCAUUGGGGAACUUCCCCAACUCUUUUUGAUAGGUACCAUGAAAUAAUUUUCAUCUGCUGGAGCUACGACCAACUCAAGCAGGAGGGACUUCAGUUUAAUGUCUCAUACGAAGGAUAACACAAUCUGCCGUGCAGCCAGAAAUCGAUCUACCAAGUGUGGGAGUAGAACCCACAGCCUUCUGCACCAAAGAUGUACCACUGACACAUGCAGUACUAAUACAAGAGUUGUCAGAAGUGCAAAUAUGAUCCAGAAGUCAGCAAGGAACCUGAGACAUAAUUGUGGGUAUGAAACAGAUCACUGAAAAGGCAAAACAAACAUGUAUCUAAAAGAUUAUCUGCAUGUGUUUUACUGAUUGCAGCAAGGCCAUUGUCUGUGUUAACUUAAAAAAAAAAUCUCUUGACCAUACUGAGAGGCAUCGAUAUUUCAGAGUACCUGAUUCUCAUGCACCAUCUUUAUAUCAGUCAAGAAGCAACAUUUACAACUGAAAAAGGAGAAACAGAAUGGCUUACACCUGGUAAAGGUAUAUGACAGUCCUGUAUACUUUCGCCACAUCUAUUUAAUGUAUAUACAGAACAAAUCAUGAGAGAAGCAGGACUGUAUGGAGAAAAUUGAGGUGUGAAAAUUGGAGGAAUAAUUAUAAACAAACUUUGUUGUGUUUAUGAUACCACAUUAUUGUCUAAAGGCAAAGAUAACCUGAAAUAAAUGCUUGUCAUGAUUAAACAACAUUGUCUAAAAUGGAGUUGCGCUUUAACAUGAAGAAGAGAAAGAUCCUGUCAGCUGGUAAAUCAAUACAUUUAUUUUAGCUGGAGAAUAAAAAGAAUCACUGCACUGCUUCAGUCUGAUGGAUCAAUAAUUAAUAAAUCUAUAAACAGCAGUCAAGAAAUCUGAUUAUGAGUUACACUGGGAAGGAUGGUCAUGAAGAAUCUACAUAAGAUCUUCCAAAACAGAGAUGUUUCUUUGCACAUGAAAGAGAAGGAAUGUGAUAGGAAGAAAACUGAUGCCUCUGAACUUUGUUGGUACUGAUGAAUACUGUAUAUCCCAUAGACUGCCUAAAAACAAAUCAGUCAGUACUCAAAGAAAUAAAGCAUAAGUAUUCCCCGUAAGCUCAGAUGUUAGGACUUAGACCUUCAUAAUUCAGAUAGAACAUGCAAAGAGAAAGAACGUAAUGAAAAACAACAUUCCAUUUGGCAAAGAUGGAAGGCCACUAAAAAAAAAAAAAGAAAAAAAAAAACUGAGAUGGAUUCUUACAAUAACUACACCAAUGGAUAACCCUGCUGUCACCUAACUGAAGACAGAACACAGUUCUGGAAGACUAUCCAUAGAGUCACCAUGUGAUAAUGACUAGAUGGCAUAUAAUAGCAACAGAACCAGUAGGUAACAGUUAAAGCAUUUACUCAUAAGUAAGGAUAAACUGAUAGGUGCAUAAUUAGACAAACUGUUUAAAUAUCCUGCCUAUGCAUCACUAUUACUUUGUCUUGCUUUCAGAAAGAGAGGCAGACCUGGACUCAAGUGGUGCUGAAACAAGUAGAUGAGAUUAGUGUAUAUAAAGCUCUGACAACUACCACAUAUAGUAUUUGGUCGUUAACUUAAUCAGCCUUAAUCUGACAAAUGGAUACAUUCAAUGGAAAGGAUGAGGCAAGAGUCAGAGUUCAACAGAUGUGUGUGGCCUGUCCAAACCUGAAUUGGUGAAAUAUUAAAGAUAAUUGUUAAAUAUCUCCACUAGUGUUAUAUCAGCUGAUAUCUUAUUAACAAAUAUCCCCCCGAUUAUUCUUCUUACAUUCAGGAAAUUAAUUAUGCGGCAGAUGUUAGAUGUGGCAUACAUUACUUAUUACAUUGCUGGAAAAAAACACUUACUCCAAGAAAGCACAUCACACUGACUAUUCAGGAAAUUUCCUGACUGAGUAAAAUCCAGCUACACUCAACCUUACUCUAUUCAGCUUUGCUGUGCUCUCCACUGUAUACCAUUCCCACUCAGCUUCACAUGAUUUUAUUAAAAAAAAAAUAACCAUCCCACUAUUCUACAAUUACCAAUUCACAAAACUAAAAAAAAAAUAAAUAAAUAAGAACAUUAAUCAACACUUCCACCAGCCAUACCUAAUUAACAAAUAGAAUUAACACACACAUUCAGAUUACAAAUAAAACAACAUUAAAAAAAAUUGAGAAACUGAUCCAUUUCUGUAGCCUAGAGCUAGAAAGUUCGGUGUACAAUGAAUGCUACCCAAAUUCAUCUAGCAGAUUCUGUGCCUGUAAGAGAUGGUGAGAAGGAUGCAAUGGGAGUGAGCAGGUGUUGCCAGUACACUCAUCCUGGGAGGGGGGAUGUGGAUCUGGCUUUCCACUUACGUAACACUUAGCAGGAACAUUAGAUGUUGCAGCCACAUGGAGUACAAGCCUGGGAGCAUGCACUGCUUGCAUGUAUGCUGAUAGAGUGUGUGGAUGCGCACUCCCUUUCAAUGGCAGCAUUAGAGCAGAUUUCAAUGGCCUGCAGUAAGGGAGGGAAGGGUGCUCCAACAAGAGGAGGGGCGUGGCUGCCUCACCAGACUUGUAAGAUAGACUGCUCCCAUCAAAGUUGUGUCUCACUAUGUGUGGAAUGAAUAGGCUAAUAAGGCAUCAUGGAUAUGAGCUAAUGAGCUAUAGUGCCCUCACUUAGAGUGUGUGGAGGUGUCUGGCUGUCAUCUCACACAACUGGAACAAAUGGGUCAAUUGGGUUAACAUAAUAAAGCCAUCGGGCAUAUUAAAUGUAGAAGAAAAAAAUUAACAUGAAAAUGUAAAUCACACUCUAGAGCCUGCAGACACUUCAAGUGGCUUUUUUACUAUCUGCUCCUAAAAGACUAUAGAUAUAGCACAAGUCAUAAUUUCAUUACAAAUGUUCCUAUACCAUUCUUACAGACCUUAGAAACAGAAAAUGCCUUUAUUUAUUAUCCAUCCUCAAUAUAUUUCACUUAGACUGGGAGCAAAUGCAUACUUCAUCUCCUCAUCUGGUACCACUGUACUGCACUGUAUGUCCUCAUCUGGUACCACUGUGCUGUACUGUGGUACCACUGUACUGCACUGCCUCUCCACAUCUGGUACCACUGUACUGCACUGUGGUACCGCUGUACUGCACUAUCUCUCCUCAUCUGGUACCACUGUACUGCAUUGUCUCUCCUCAUCUGUACCACUGUACUGCACUGUGGUACCACUGUACUGCACUAUCUCUCUUCAUCUGGUACCACUGUACUGCAUUGUCUCUCCUCAUCUGUACCACUGUACUGCACUGUGGUACCACUGUUCUGCACUAUCUAUCAUUGUCUGGUACCACUGUGCUGCACUGUCUGACCUCAUCUGGUACCACUGUGCUGCACUGUAUGUCCUCAUCUGGUACCACUGUACUAUACUGUGGUACCACUGUACUGCACUGCCUCUCCACAUCUGGUACCACUGUACUGCACUAUGGUACCGCUGUACUGCACUAUCUCUCCUCAUCUGGUACCACUGUACUGCAUUGUCUCUCCUCAUCUGUACCACUGUACUGCACUGUGGUACCACUGUACUGCACUAUCUCUCCUCAUCUGGUACCACUCUACUGCAUUGUCUCUCAUCUGUACCACUGUACUGCACUGUGGUACCACUGUUCUGCACUAGCUAUCAUUGUCUGGUACCACUGUGCUGCACUGUCUGUCCUCAUCUGGUACCACUGUACUGCACUGUCUGUCCUCAUAUGGUACCACUGUGCUGCACUGUCUCUCCUCAUCUGCUACCACUGUACUGCACUGUCUGUCCUAAUCUGGUACCACUGUACUGUACUGUGGUACCAGUAUACUGCACUGUCUGUCCUCAUCUGGUACCACUGUACUGCAUUGCGGUAUCACAGUGAUGCACUGUCUCUGCUCAUCAGGUACCAGUGUACUGCACUGUCUCUCUUCCCAUUAUUCU